Eucalyptus grandis is the source of this 595-nucleotide messenger RNA. RefSeq names its product DNA repair protein RadA-like. NCBI's taxonomy places the organism in Eukaryota, Viridiplantae, Streptophyta, Magnoliopsida, Myrtales, Myrtaceae. Gene Ontology annotation, molecular function: ATP hydrolysis activity; ATP-dependent DNA damage sensor activity; ATP binding. Bases 66 to 515 code for a protein of 149 amino acids. The transcript has 5 exons. Gene Ontology annotation, biological process: recombinational repair. The record is from RefSeq and is a predicted model, not a curated record.
UUAUUUUGAAAGAAACGUGCAUGUCACCCUAAUUCCUUAAAGUAAAUGAUCUCUUGGGGUGCUUGAUGUGGUAUGGACCCUUUGGAGAGGAGGUUUCGAGAGUGAUAGGCAGUGGUCUUGUGCCAGGUUCCUUAAUUUUGGUGGGAGGUGAUCCUGGUGUUGGCAAGAGUACCCUGUUGCUGCAGAUGGCUGCAAUGAUUGCUGAAGGGCAUGAUCUUGGGAGAUCAGCUCCAGUAGUAUAUGUCUCUGGGGAAGAGAGUGUGGAGCAAAUUGGAAGCAGAGCUGACCAUCUAAGCAUUGGAACUGAAGAACUGUAUUUGUACUCAAGGACUGAUAUUGAGGACAUACAAGAAAAAAUUCAAGCUCUUUCACCUCGAGCUUUGAUUGUCGAUUCAAUUCAGACAGUUUAUCUAAAAGGUGUGGUUGGAAGUGCUGGAGGUCUCUCGCAGGUAACAUCUUUGCAAUCUACCCCCUUGCAAGAGGCAAAAUUGGAUCUGAAUUCAGGAGAUUGGUGAUUGAGUUUAGGGCACUCUAAUUUGUUAUGUGAUCUCGUGUUGCCACAAGUUCUCUUGCCUAAAGUUUUUUCACUUCUCUC